UGAUAAUAUGCCAUAUAUAAUCGGGAUCCGUGUUAAUUGCGGACAGUUGUCAAUAUAUUUUUGUUAUCAACAAUACGUGAAUUAAAGGAUAGUGAUUGAAUUAAAUAUGAAAGUUGCAGCCCUUUUGGUCUGCGUAAUAUCUUUAGUCGGCGGGGCAGAAAUAAAACUAAAUGAAAAUGGAUGUCCGAUAGACUACACAAUUGAAAAAUUAUACAGACAUGCGGAAUGCAAUAAGUAUUAUCAGUGUUACCAAGGUGAUCUAGAAGCACGAAUAUGUCCGAGCGGUCUUUUAUUUAAUGCGAAUAAAAAUGUUUGCGAUUGGCCUGCAAAUGUCAAUUGCGAAAUGGAAGCAGAACAGGACCUAUUAAAAUCAACAAUUUUAAGGGCAAAUUGUAAAUGCAAACCAAAAGACGCACGUGCUAUAUGCGCACGAAAAGGUUCUGAUGGCUUACUUAUUGCCCAUGAACAUUGCGAUAAGUUCUAUAAAUGCUCUCACGGCAAGAACGUUUCCAUGAAUUGCCCGGAAGGUUUGUUAUAUAAUCCUUAUGAGAGCUUAUGCGAUUAUCCCAGCAAUGUUAAGUGUGGUGACCGAGUCAUUCCAAGCCCAGAUGAAAAUAAGCCAGGCGAUGAAAACGAUAACAGCGAUAACAACAACGGUAAUGAGGAUAAUAACGGAGGGGACAACAAUGGUCCUUGUAAUUGUGUUCCAGACGAAGCGCCUGCUAUUUGCGGUAAAGCUGGAUCCGAUGGAAUACUCAUCGCACAUGAACAUUGUGAUAAGUUUUACAAAUGCUCUCACGGCAAGAACGUUUCCAUGAGCUGUCCUUCAGGUUUGUUAUACAAUCCUUACAAAGGAUGGUGCGACUAUCCAAGCAACGUUAAGUGUGGUGAUCGAGUCAUUCCAAGCCCAGAUGAAAAUAAGCCAGGCGAUGAAAACGAUAAUAGUGAUAACAACAACGGUAAUGAGGAUAACAACGGAGGGGACAACAAUGGUCCUUGUAAUUGUGUUCCAGACGAAGCGCCUGCUAUUUGCGGUAAAGCUGGAUCCGAUGGAAUACUCAUCGCACAUGAACAUUGUGAUAAGUUUUACAAAUGCUCUCACGGCAAGAACGUUUCCAUGAGCUGUCCUUCAGGUUUGUUAUACAAUCCUUACAAAGGAUGGUGCGACUAUCCAAGCAAUGUUAAGUGUGGAGAUCGAGUCAUUCCAAAUCCAAAAGAAGACAAACCAGAUAGCGAAGAUGGAGACUGUAAUGACGACAAUGGCAAUGACGAUAAUAACGGAGGGGACAACAAUGGCCCUUGUAAUUGUGUUCCAGACGAAGCGCCUGCUAUUUGCGGUAAAGCUGGAUCCGAUGGAAUACUCAUCGCACAUGAACAUUGUGAUAAGUUUUACAAAUGCUCUCACGGCAAGAACGUUUCCAUGAGCUGUCCUUCAGGUUUGUUAUACAAUCCUUACAAAGGAUGGUGCGACUAUCCAAGCAACGUUAAGUGUGGUGAUCGAGUCAUUCCAAGCCCAGAUGAAAAUAAGCCAGGCGAUGAAAACGAUAAUAGUGAUAACAACAACGGUAAUGAGGAUAACAACGGAGGGAACAACAAUGGUCCUUGUAAUUGUGUUCCAGACGAAGCGCCUGCUAUUUGCGGUAAAGCUGGAUCCGAUGGAAUACUCAUCGCACAUGAACAUUGUGAUAAGUUUUACAAAUGCUCUCACGGCAAGAACGUUUCCAUGAGCUGUCCUUCAGGUUUGUUAUACAAUCCUUACAAAGGAUGGUGCGACUAUCCAAGCAAUGUUAAGUGUGGAGAUCGAGUCAUUCCAAAUCCAAAAGAAGACAAACCAGAUAGCGAAGAUGGAGACUGUAAUGACGACAAUGGCAAUGACGAUAAUAACGGAGGGGACAACAAUGGCCCUUGUAAUUGUGUUCCAGACGAAGCGCCUGCUAUUUGCGGUAAAGCUGGAUCCGAUGGAAUACUCAUCGCACAUGAACAUUGUGAUAAGUUUUACAAAUGCUCUCACGGCAAGAACGUUUCCAUGAGCUGUCCUUCAGGUUUGUUAUACAAUCCUUACAAAGGAUGGUGCGACUAUCCCAGCAACGUUGAGUGUGGUGACCGAGUUAUUCCAAACCCAGAAGAAGACAAGCCAGAUAAAGAAGAUGGAGACUGUGAUGAUAACAAUGGCAAUGACGAUAACAACGGAGGUGACGACAAUGGACCUUGCAACUGUGAUCCGGAUAAAGCUCCUGCCAUUUGUGGCCAACCUGGAUCUAAUGGGAUUCUUAUCGCACAUGAACAUUGUAACAAAUUCUACCAAUGCUCCCACGGCAAGAACGUAACCAUGAACUGUCCGGCUGGUUUGUUGUACAAUCCUUACAAAAAAUUGUGCGACUAUCCAAGCAAAGUUAAGUGUGGUGAUCGAGUUAUUCCAGACCCAGAAGAAGACAAGCCAGAUAACGAAGAUGGUGACUGUGAUGAUGACAAUGGCAAUGACGAUAACAACGGAGGUGACGACAAUGGACCUUGCAACUGUGAUCCGGAUAAAGCUCCUGCCAUUUGUGGCCAACCUGGAUCUAAUGGGAUUCUUAUCGCACAUGAACAUUGUAACAAAUUCUACCAAUGCUCCAACGGCAAGAACGUAACCAUGAACUGUCCGGCUGGUUUGUUAUACAAUCCUUACAAAAAAUUGUGCGACUAUCCAAGCAAAGUUAAGUGUGGUGAUCGAGUUAUUCCAGACCCAGAAGAAGACAAGCCAGAUAACGAAGAUGGUGACUGUGAUGAUGACAAUGGCAAUGACGAUAACAACGGAGGUGACGACAAUGGACCUUGCAACUGUGAUCCGGAUAAAGCUCCUGCCAUUUGUGGCCAACCUGGAUCUAAUGGGAUUCUUAUCGCACAUGAACAUUGUAACAAAUUCUACCAAUGCUCCAACGGCAAGAACGUAACCAUGAACUGUCCGGCUGGUUUGUUAUACAAUCCUUACAAAAAAUUGUGCGACUAUCCAAGCAAAGUUAAGUGUGGUGAUCGAGUUAUUCCAGACCCAGAAGAAGACAAGCCAGAUAACGAAGAUGGAGACUGUGAUGAUGACAAUGGCAAUGACGAUAACAACGGAGGUGACGACAAUGGACCUUGCAACUGUGAUCCGGAUAAAGCACCUGCCAUUUGUGGUCAACCUGGAUCUGAUGGGAUUCUUGUAGCACAUGAACAUUGUGACAAGUUCUACAAAUGCUCUAACGGCAAAAACGUUUCCAUGAAUUGCCCGGCAGGUUUGUUAUACAAUCCUUACAAAGGAUGGUGCGACUAUCCCAGCAACGUUGAGUGUGGUGACCGAGUUAUUCCAAACCCAGAAGAAGACAAGCCAGAUAACGAAGAUGGUGACUGUGAUGAUGACAAUGGCAAUGACGAUAACAACGGAGGUGACGACAAUGGACCUUGCAACUGUGAUCCGGAUAAAGCUCCUGCCAUUUGUGGCCAACCUGGAUCUAAUGGGAUUCUUAUCGCACAUGAACAUUGUAACAAAUUCUACCAAUGCUCCAACGGCAAGAACGUAACCAUGAACUGUCCGGCUGGUUUGUUAUACAAUCCUUACAAAAAAUUGUGCGACUAUCCAAGCAAAGUUAAGUGUGGUGAUCGAGUUAUUCCAGACCCAGAAGAAGACAAGCCAGAUAACGAAGAUGGAGACUGUGAUGAUGACAAUGGCAAUGACGAUAACAACGGAGGUGACGACAAUGGACCUUGCAACUGUGAUCCGGAUAAAGCACCUGCCAUUUGUGGUCAACCUGGAUCUGAUGGGAUUCUUGUAGCACAUGAACAUUGUGACAAGUUCUACAAAUGCUCUAACGGCAAAAACGUUUCCAUGAAUUGCCCGGCAGGUUUGUUAUACAAUCCUUACAAAGGAUGGUGCGACUAUCCCAGCAACGUUGAGUGUGGUGACCGAGUUAUUCCAAACCCAGAAGAAGACAAGCCAGAUAACGAAGAUGGAGACUGUGAUGAUGACAAUGGCAAUGACGAUAACAACGGAGGUGACGACAAUGGACCUUGCAACUGUGAUCCGGAUAAAGCUCCUGCCAUUUGUGGUCAACCUGGAUCUGAUGGGAUUCUUGUAGCACAUGAACAUUGUAACAAGUUCUACAAAUGCUCUAACGGCAAAAACGUUUCCAUGAAUUGCCCGGCAGGUUUGUUAUACAAUCCUUACAAAGGAUGGUGCGACUAUCCCAGCAACGUUGAGUGUGGUGACCGAGUUAUUCCAAACCCAGAAGAAGACAAGCCAGAUAACGAAGAUGGAGACUGUGAUGAUGACAAUGGCAAUGACGAUAACAACGGAGGUGACGACAAUGGACCUUGCAACUGUGAUCCGGAUAAAGCUCCUGCCAUUUGUGGCCAACCUGGAUCUGAUGGGAUUCUUAUCGCACAUGAACAUUGUGACAAGUUCUACAAAUGCUCUAACGGCAAAAACGUUUCCAUGAAUUGCCCGGCAGGUUUGUUAUACAAUCCUUACAAAGGAUGGUGCGACUAUUCCAGCAACGUUGAGUGUGGUGACCGAGUUAUUCCAAACCCAGAAGAAGACAAGCCAGAUAACGAAGAUGGAGACUGUGAUGAUGACAAUGGCAAUGACGAUAACAACGGAGGUGACGACAAUGGACCUUGCAACUGUGAUCCGGAUAAAGCACCUGCCAUUUGUGGUCAACCUGGAUCUGAUGGGAUUCUUGUAGCACAUGAACAUUGUGACAAGUUCUACAAAUGCUCUAACGGCAAAAACAUUUCCAUGAAUUGCCCGGCAGGUUUGUUAUACAAUCCUUACAAAGGAUGGUGCGACUAUCCCAGCAACGUUGAGUGUGGUGACCGAGUUAUUCCAAACCCAGAAGAAGACAAGCCAGAUAACGAAGAUGGAGACUGUGAUGAUGACAAUGGCAAUGACGAUAACAACGGAGGUGACGAUAAUGGACCUUGCAACUGUGAUCCGGAUAAAGCUCCUGCCAUUUGUGGCCAACCUGGAUCUAAUGGGAUUCUUAUCGCACAUGAACAUUGUAACAAAUUCUACCAAUGCUCCAACGGCAAGAACGUAACCAUGAACUGUCCGGCUGGUUUGUUAUACAAUCCUUACAAAAAAAUGUGCGACUAUCCAAGCAAAGUUAAGUGUGGUGAUCGAGUUAUUCCAGACCCAGAAGAAGACAAGCCAGAUAACGAAGAUGGAGACUGUGAUGAUGACAAUGGCAAUGACGAUAACAACGGAGGUGACGACAAUGGACCUUGCAACUGUGAUCCGGAUAAAGCUCCUGCCAUUUGUGGCCAACCUGGAUCUAAUGGGAUUCUUAUCGCACAUGAACAUUGUAACAAAUUCUACCAAUGCUCCAACGGCAAGAACGUAACCAUGAACUGUCCGGCUGGUUUGUUAUACAAUCCUUACAAAAAAAUGUGCGACUAUCCAAGCAAAGUUAAGUGUGGUGAUCGAGUUAUUCCAGACCCAGAAGAAGACAAGCCAGAUAACGAAGAUGGAGACUGUGAUGAUGACAAUGGCAAUGACGAUAACAACGGAGGUGACGACAAUGGACCUUGCAACUGUGAUCCGGAUAAAGCUCCUGCCAUUUGUGGCCAACCUGGAUCUAAUGGGAUUCUUAUCGCACAUGAACAUUGUAACAAAUUCUACCAAUGCUCCAACGGCAAGAACGUAACCAUGAACUGUCCGGCUGGUUUGUUAUACAAUCCUUACAAAAAAAUGUGCGACUAUCCAAGCAAAGUUAAGUGUGGUGAUCGAGUUAUUCCAGACCCAGAAGAAGACAAGCCAGAUAACGAAGAUGGAGACUGUGAUGAUGACAAUGGCAAUGACGAUAACAACGGAGGUGACGACAAUGGACCUUGCAACUGUGAUCCGGAUAAAGCACCUGCCAUUUGUGGUCAACCUGGAUCUGAUGGGAUUCUUGUAGCACAUGAACAUUGUGACAAGUUCUACAAAUGCUUUAACGGCAAAAACGUUUCCAUGAAUUGCCCGGCAGGUUUGUUAUACAAUCCUUACAAAGGAUGGUGCGACUAUCCCAGCAACGUUGAGUGUGGUGACCGGGUUAUUCCAAAACCAGAAGAAGACAAGCCAGAUAAUGAGGAUGGAGAUUGUGAAGACGACAAUAACGGAGGUGACAAUGAUGGACCCUGUAAUUGUAUUCCAGAUGAAGCUCCCAUUAUUUGUGCUAGACAAGGUUCCCAUGGAAUACUUAUAGCACACAAACAUUGUAAUAAGUUCUACGUAUGUGUCAACGGCAGAAAUGUAACUAUGAAUUGUCCUGCUGGAUUAUUCUAUAAUCCCUAUAAAGAGGUGUGUGAUUUUCCUAACAAUGUUAAGUGUGGAGACCGUAUCAUUGUGGACCCUGAAGAUGAAAAGCCAGAGGAAGAGGAAGAUAACGGAAAUGAUGAUAACAAUGGAGAAGAUGGGAAUGGACCUUGCAAUUGUAAUCCAGGUGAAGCACCCGCUAUUUGCGCUAGAGCCGGAUCCGAUGGAGUAUUUAUUGCACAUGAACAUUGCAACAAGUUCUAUCAAUGCGCUCAUGGUAGAAACGUGACCAUAAGUUGCCCGGCAGGAUUGUUAUAUAAUCCUUAUAAGAAGAGGUGUGAUUACCCGGAUAAUGUUAAGUGUAAUGACCGAAUUAUUCCAGAUCCAGAAGAACCAGAUAACGAAAACGAAGAUGAUAACAAUGGAGGUGAUAAUGAUGGAUCUUGUAAUUGUGUUCCAGAGGAAGCGCCUGAAAUAUGCGCAAAGAUUGGGUCUGAUGGAACACUUAUUGCACAUCAAUAUUGUGACAAAUAUUACGCCUGUAUGCACGGCAGGAAUGUGACAAUGCGUUGUCCUGCAGGUUUAUUAUAUAAUCCGUACAGACAAUGGUGCGAUUACCCGAAUAAUGUAAAGUGUGGCGACCGCAUAAACCCAGAACAAGACAGGGAUACUUGCAAUUGCAGUCUAUCUUAUGCUUUAACGACUUGCGAAAAUGAAAACACAAAUGGAAAAAUCAUUGCUCAUGAAAUAUGUGAUCGGUUUUAUUCUUGCUCUAAUAAGGAGCCGGUUGAGUUAUUAUGUCCUGAGGGACUACUUUUUGAUGCAAAGAAACAAAUUUGUGACUGGCCAAGCAAUGUUGACUGUGGAGAAAGGAUUCAAUGAUUUUAACUGGCUAUUGACAUAAAAGAAGUAAUAUUAUUUAUAUCCAGUCAUUAUAUUUAUUAAACAUAAAUUAUUUAUUAGAAUCUAUUUUUAAUAUAUCUAUUAUAUAUUAUCUUUGCUUAUUUUUUUUACGUUAACAUAUUAUUUUAUUAACAAUUAUUCAUUUAAAUAAAAAUGUUACUAAAUACUAAAUUUUGAUCAUCGUUUACAAAAUUUGCUUAUAUUAUUUUAUAAGAUUUUUGAAAUAAAUAAUUCGAACUCA
This is a messenger RNA of Danaus plexippus (monarch butterfly), 7394 nucleotides long. RefSeq lists its product as uncharacterized. The transcript is spliced from 2 exons. The record is from RefSeq and is a predicted model, not a curated record. Lineage: Eukaryota; Metazoa; Arthropoda; Insecta; Lepidoptera; Nymphalidae. Gene Ontology annotation, molecular function: chitin binding. Bases 107 to 7132 code for a protein of 2341 amino acids. Gene Ontology annotation, cellular component: extracellular region.